Messenger RNA from Prosopis cineraria, 1126 nucleotides. RefSeq lists its product as uncharacterized. The transcript has a single exon. The record is from RefSeq and is a predicted model, not a curated record. Lineage: Eukaryota; Viridiplantae; Streptophyta; Magnoliopsida; Fabales; Fabaceae. Gene Ontology annotation, cellular component: plastid. Bases 121 to 981 code for a protein of 286 amino acids.
CUAUCGUCGUUUUUGUUCUUCGCAACUUUCUUUGUACUCAGGCUCUCAGCUCUGCAGCUUCCAAGUUCUGAAACCCUUAUCCAAAAUUUUGAGCUUUCAAAUUCAGUACUCUGUUCCUCCAUGAAUCUCCCUCAUAUUCGAACAUCUAUCUCCCUAAUAAAUCCCGUCCAUCACCAGAAUCGAUUAUUCUUGCCGGUGAUAUGCUAUUUCCGACGCCAAACACCUCCCAAGCAAUUGAUCUCGCCGCAAAUAAUCCCAGCCAGAGACAGAGUAAUAGAUUUUGGAAAAUACAAGGGCAAGAUGCUUGGAAGCCUCCCUUCAAGCUACCUCAAAUGGGUCUCGAAGAAUCUGCGCGCACGCGACUUCGAGGAGUGGGCAAAGUUAGCAGACCAAGUACUGGAAGACCCAAUUUACAAGGACCGAAUCGAGUGGGAAUUCGCAGAGAAUGUACUGAACGGUAAUCGAUCUAGGGCGGUAUCUUCUCCGAGAGCAGGUGACAUCAGUGCAGUUUCGGAGCUGUUGGAGAUAAGCGACAGGUUCGGUUGGGACAACAAUGACAAGGCCGGUUGGGGCAAAAUCAACUUCGAGCUUCUUGGCACGUCCAGGGGUGGUAGAAUUCCGAGACUGGUGAGAACGGAAGAGGGAGAAGACGAUGAGAAGAUAAUGAAACAGAUGUUGGAGGUUGAAUCGGCAGUUGCAGGGAGGCGGAAGGAGAGAAGAGAGAGGCAGAAGAAGAAGACGACGACAAGGGAAGAGGGUGGUCGAAUUCGCACUGUGUGGGGGGAAACUGAGAGAAGUAAGGCCGGAAUGAAGGAAGAGAAGAGGGCUAGCUUUGUGAAUAGAAUUGACGGUGACGGCGACGGCGACGGCGAAGGCGUAUUGUAUCGGUCUCAGGGAGAGAUUGAGCGCAUCAACAGCCCAUUUCCUGGCCGUGAAGCCCUGCUGAGGAAGGCGGCAAACCGCCGACGGUUUGAUCUCUAGUUCGUUAAGUAUUAGUUUUCCGGUUAGCUUUUGUGCCCUGUAGGAGUUUUCGAAGAACUUGAUUGGAAAAAGAAAGGAGGUGAGUGAGCAGAAUUUUCUUUUUUCUUUUUGUACAAUUUAUUCAUAUAUUAUAAAAAAAAAAAUA